Actinia tenebrosa (Australian red waratah sea anemone) is the source of this 1161-nucleotide messenger RNA. Its product is annotated as charged multivesicular body protein 2a. Gene Ontology annotation, biological process: vacuolar transport. Lineage: Eukaryota; Metazoa; Cnidaria; Anthozoa; Actiniaria; Actiniidae. The record is from RefSeq and is a predicted model, not a curated record.
UUUAUAUUUUUAGCCCAGUGUUUUUAGUUCGGAGCAAUAACAGUUUGAAAAGGAUAAAUUUCUGUCUUCAAAAUCCUUAUAAUUUAUCAAAUAUAUCAAGAUGCCGUUGGAAUUUUUAUUCGGGAGGAAGAAAACUCCCGAGGAGAUGCUAAAACAGAAUCAAAGAGCUUUAAAUCGAGCGAUGAGAGAUCUCGAUAGAGAACGUAGUAAGCUUGAAGCCCAAGAGAAAAAAGUUAUUGCAGAUAUCAAGAAAAUGGCUAAAUUGGGUCAAAUGGAUGCUGUUAAAAUCAUGGCUAAAGAUCUGGUCAGAACAAGAAGAUAUGUUAAAAAAUUCAUUUUAAUGAGAGCAAAUAUCCAAGCUGUGUCGCUUAAAAUUCAGACUCUACGAUCUACUAAUGCCAUGGCACAAGCAAUGAAGGGAGUAACUAAGGCUAUGGUUGCAAUGAACAGGCAACUCAAAUUACCAGAAAUACAAAAGAUCAUGAUGGAAUUUGAAAAACAGGCUGAAAUAAUGGACAUGAAAGAAGAAAUGAUGAGUGAUGCUGUUGAUGAUGUAAUAGGAGAUGAAGAAGAYGAUGAAGAAAGCGACAAACUUGUAGCCCAAGUGUUUGAUGAACUAGGCCUCCAGUUAACAGAUGAGCUAUCCGAUAUCCCAGCUGCAGCAUCUGGCAUUGCUAACAAGGAUAAGGGUGGUGCAGCAAAAGUGCCUGCCAUGGCUGAUGCUGAUGCUGAUUUACAAGCACGGUUGGAAAACCUCAGAAGAGAAUAGAAGUAGGAAUUCAAUGUUCCCCUUUGUACAUAUUACUGAUGAACUUCAAUCUCUUUACUCAAGUGUCAUGGUAGAAUAAUUCCCAUCUAAUGACAAGAUUACUACACCUGCGAGCAAUUACUUAUUCUUUUUUAAAUUUUAUUUAGACGUGGAAAAAAAUGGCAGCGUGCAAAGUGUGUUUACACAAUGAAAUUUAUAAUAUUGCGCGCAUCGUUGAACAACGUCGGCUCUCUCCCGAUCAAACUUAUAGGAGAAUCGCGUAUUAAUUCCAGAUUCUUUAUUUUUGUCAGUGUCAUUAACAACUUUAAAAGUUGCUCUUCUCCUCCAUUAGCACAAUGUUUGUAUAAUAUGAAUAUUGAUAAAUAUUAAUAAAGUUGAUCUUUUUCAUGAAA